Messenger RNA from Saccostrea cuccullata (small rock oyster), 3560 nucleotides. Its product is annotated as netrin-1-like. The record is from RefSeq and is a predicted model, not a curated record. Gene Ontology annotation, cellular component: basement membrane. Gene Ontology annotation, biological process: tissue development; motor neuron axon guidance; animal organ morphogenesis. The transcript is spliced from 8 exons. Gene Ontology annotation, molecular function: protein binding. Lineage: Eukaryota; Metazoa; Mollusca; Bivalvia; Ostreida; Ostreidae. Bases 473 to 2551 code for a protein of 692 amino acids.
AAGAGAAGCAACCUCAUUGUAUAAAGCGCAAAAGAGAAAUUUACGUGUUUUGCAUAUUUUAUUGGGGUACAUAUUUUCUCCAUUGUUUUUCUUUGACGGAUGGAUUUUAGAUGUGAGCGGCUUAGGACAAGCUUGUUAUCGUAGAGAUAGAAGGGGCGAAUUAUCAAACGCUGAACCCGUUCGUCAUCCUUUAUAUUCAGAGAUUCAGUCAUUCAGUGCACAGUCAUCAAAAUUUCUUCAUUUAAAAAUAAACAAAUAGCUGAAGAAUGGAAACGAGGAAAUUUCUACGUCAUUGAAGAAAGAGAUUUAGAUGCAUAAAAGAUGUUGAUGAUUUUAUGCGGAACGUGAUAUUGGCUCGAGAUGAAAUUCAGAGAUACCAUCGUGAUGCAUUCAUAGAAUAUCAUUUUCCAAUCUUGUGUGUUCCUGUUUUUAUUUUUUCAUUAUUGGAUAAGAAUAGAAAUAUCCUGUGACGAUGAAAGUUAAAUUCAAAUAUUCCUUGCAAUCACUAUUCCGGAAUUACUUUGUUUACGUCCUGUUGUGGUUUCUGAUGUAUGUGGAUGUUAGGUCACAAUUUAAUAACAUGUUUUCUGUCCAAGAUCCACCCGAUGACCCUUGUUAUGAUGAAAGGGGUGAACCCAAAAUGUGCAUUCCUGAUUUUGUGAACGCUGCUUUCGGACAAGAGGUGGUGGCUUCUAGUACGUGCGGGUCACCACCGAGCCGGUAUUGUCAGUCGACAAGAGAAAAGGACAGAGUGAUAAGAAAUUGUUUUAUCUGUGAUGCUAAGCAUCCAAAAAGAAUGCAUCCCCCAUCAUAUCUAACAGACCUCAACAAUGCCAACGACUUGACAUGCUGGAUGUCCAACACGUAUUUACAAUACCCUCAGAAUGUUACUUUAAAGCUAGCUCUGAACAAAAAAUACGAGCUCACUUACAUAAGCUUACAAUUCUGUUCAUCGAGACCAGAAUCCAUGGGAAUAUUUAAAAGUAUGGAUUAUGGUAAAACUUGGAUUCCAUUUCAAUAUUAUUCCAGCAGCUGUAAAAAGAUGUUUGGAAAAUCUCCCAAAGGCGUUGUUUCGCGAUCUAAUGAGCAAGAAGCACUUUGUACGGAACAGUAUAGUAGCAUCGAACCAUUAAACGGGGCUCGGGUGGCAUUUAGUACCCUAGAGGGUAGACCGUCUGCAUAUGAUUUUGAAAAUAAUGCCAUUCUUCAAGACUGGGUCACCGCUACCGAUAUUAUGAUUGUCUUCAACCGACUUAACACUUACAAUGAUGAGAAUGAAGAUGAUGAUGGGGUGAGGGAAAGUUAUUAUUACGCCAUGUCCGAUUUGGCUGUAGGGGGAAGAUGUAAGUGUAACGGCCACGCUUCUAAAUGCGUCAAAAAUCGCGCUGGAAACUAUGUCUGUGAGUGCAGGCACAAUACGGCGGGAAACGACUGCGAAAAGUGUAAACCUUUCCAUUUUGACCGACCGUGGGCCAGGGCCACUUCUGCAGAUGCCAAUGCAUGUGUUGCUUGUAAUUGCAAUCUUCACGCCCGCCGUUGCCGUUUUAACAUUGGUCUGUACACACUCUCUGGACAAAAGAGCGGUGGGGUGUGCAUCAAGUGCCGCCAUAAUACGGCUGGCCGUAACUGCAAUUAUUGUCGCCAGGGAUAUUACCGAGACCCUCAAAAACUGAUUACGCACCGUAAAGCGUGCAAAGCAUGUAAUUGUAAUUUGCAUGCGAGACGCUGUCACUUCAAUAGGGAGUUGUACCUCCUUUCUGGGCAAAAGAGUGGAGGAGUGUGCCUCCGCUGCAAACACAACACGGCCGGGCGGUUUUGCCACUAUUGUCGAGAAGGGUACUACCGCGACCCCACAAAAACUCUAACUGAUAGAAGAGCGUGUAAAGCUUGCAACUGCCAUCCCGUGGGAGCCCUCGGAAAAAUAUGUAAUCAAACUUCCGGUCAGUGCCCCUGUAAAGAUGGCGUCAUCGGAAGAACAUGCAACCGUUGCCAUAGUGACUACGAUCAGACGGCAUCGUUGAUACAACCUUGUAUCAUUGCAACGACGACAGCACCACCCUUUAUAAAUACUACCACAGAUGGCGCUCCAACUAAGAGACCAAAAACUACACCACCUGUUAAACCGCAGAGAAAAGACAAGUGUUCGAAAUGCAGAAAGAAACAGAAAAGACUAAACCUUCGCAAAUUCUGUCGAAGAGAUUAUGCGAUCCAGGCCAGUAUACUGUCUCGCAAAACGGAAGGAGAGUGGGUGAAAUAUACCAUCAAUGUUAUCAGUAUAUACAAACGCAAUUCCCAACAGAAACGAGGCGAAACAUUCCUAUGGGUUCCCAAACGCGAUGUGAAAUGUAAAUGUCCGAAACUACGGCUAGGCAGACGGUAUUUCCUAAUUGGUAGAAUGCGGAACCCGUAUGGAAAACCCGGAGGGUACAUUGCAGAUAAAAGUACAGUUGUGAUUAGGCAUCGGGAACGAUGGCACAAAAGAAUAAGAUUAUUCACAAGGAAAGAGAGAAGGGGAAAGUGUAAUAGUUCAGAUCGUAGGAAACGAACAUAAUGUAUGAGCAGGAUUUAUGUCUUGAUGGUUGUGAACAAAUGAAAGCCAAACCAAAGAUUUUUUACCAAACAGAAUUAUGUUUUGGUGGGUGCUGCAAUUAAAGAAUUGAUAUGGACGCCCUCUUAAACUACAAAGCACUUUUGAUUGUGAUUUUAUUGCUUAAACAAAAGAGGACAACGUUUUAAUCACAAGGUUAUUCCGAAAAGGAAGUGACACGUGAUUACCUGAGGUCAUGUGACGUGUGAAUAUUACAGUGACAGCCAAAAGUUAAGACUGCCUUUUUAUUCAAAAGUAUUAUCACAUAGGACCUUUUCCACCGUUGACUCUUUUGUUUAAUAAGAGAGACAAGAGAAAAUUACUUUUUCAAGUCGGAUUUCGUUUUCAGUUUGUAGACUUGAAGUUGAAAUGGCGAACAUUAUGGAUUGUGUUUAUAUUUUAAUUUGUAUAUUUUGCCAAAGUAGAUACAUUUCGCUGUUCAUUUCCACUUUGUUAUAAUGAAAAGCAAAUUUGUUGUAAAUAAGCUGUUUUAUAUGAUGUAAUACCGAAUUUUCAGCACAUGAUAUUAAGUACUUCAUUUUGGGUAAUAUUUUUUGAAUUAAGAGAUGACGCACAAUCAAUUUCCUUAACGAUUAUUCUGCUCGAAAUUUGAUUUCGCAAUAUCGACGAUAGUUCAUGUUAAUUAAAUCACCAUGAUAAAGCGUGUUAAUUUCUACUAUUAUGCUGAAACAAGGUUAUUUCCUAAUAGUACAUUGUCAUGUCAAUUUCUAGGUAUCGUAAAGACGCAGAAAAUAGCUGCAAUUUAGAUUAUGAAAUGGAAUACUCCGAGUCUUCGUGGUCAGUAAACGUUCUCGUGAUGUCAUAAGUUGUAUUAUUUAUAUUCAUUUACUUAUCUGUUGUAAUUAUUGUUCACAUUAUUUGUAAUUAAAUGUAUUUUAAUUAAGAAGGCUAUAAAUAUCCGUCAUUUCUUAAACCUCAACACGUGAACCCAAAUAAAAUUAUUUGAAAUAUC